This is a messenger RNA of Anguilla rostrata (American eel), 2102 nucleotides long. RefSeq names its product decapping exoribonuclease (gene dxo). Gene Ontology annotation, cellular component: cytosol; nucleus. The coding region runs from base 496 to 1857 and encodes 453 amino acids. The transcript is spliced from 6 exons. Gene Ontology annotation, molecular function: mRNA 5'-diphosphatase activity. Gene Ontology annotation, biological process: NAD-cap decapping; nuclear-transcribed mRNA catabolic process. NCBI's taxonomy places the organism in Eukaryota, Metazoa, Chordata, Actinopteri, Anguilliformes, Anguillidae. The record is from RefSeq and is a predicted model, not a curated record.
ACCAGUGAGUCAGCGACAUAGGGCGUCGUCAAUAUUGAGCUUCCGUACUGUUUUCCUCUUGUUAGCUGGUAUAAGUUAGUCUAAUUGUGUAUCUUUUAUUUUGAAAACAUCCUACAGCAAUCAUCACAAUACAUGUCGCAGCUUGAGACACCGUACGUCUGUGCUUUAAUCUUGUUUUAGGAAAACAUUUACCUUUGUUACCUAUUAGCCUAGUACUAGCUAGUUUUCAGUUCAUGUAUGAACGUUUCGAGCUAGCAUGUUACCUUAUCAGCUCAAAACUUGAGAAAAUGACUCACAAAGUUAUUGGCAAAAUAUACCAUCCUCAGCAGUCUGUAGCUAGCGUUUGUGCUAGACUAGCCGACUAAACAUUUUAACUGUACGAUAAUCUAUUUGCCUCAAAAUACUAUGUACGUCACAGACACCAAUAGCUGGACAACUAGAUAAUUUGUCUGGCUACGUAUUUUUCAUCUGCGAAUCAAGUGUUUUAGAAGAAGUAUGAGUCGCCACAACAACAGACAGGUGUCCUCGUACCAAAACUACCAUGGCCAACAUUCAUCGUUGAAAAGGGACGGUGAAGAUUCCUGUGGAGAAUUUGCUCAACGUAAACUGUCAAGACCCAGUCAGGACGUUACCGCUAGCAUACCUGCUGCUGGCUCGAUACCCUCUCUCCAGACUCUGAGCGCAAGGCGGCAGAUGUACGAGAGGGAUUUCCCGUUGUACAAACAGCCGGUGGAAGUCGGGUGUUUCUCCCUAGAUUCGGAGCGCAGGUUUUAUAACGACGAUAGGCAGCUGCGGUACUACGUGGAACCAGAGAGAGGCCCAAAUUUCAAGCUGAGUGACGGUUAUCCUGACCGGUAUGUGAAGAGGGAUGAUGGGGUGAAGGAGCGUCUUGACCACAUUCUGAAGUGGAUCUUAGCGAACAGAUCCAAGCUUGAGAUGUCCAAUGCUGCAGCGACCCGGUCAUCCACAACUUGCGCUUUGGGGGUGGAUUUCGUCACGUGGCGGGGCCACUUGACCAAGCUGCUCACCACGCCUUACGAGACGAGGGAGGGCUGGAUGCUGGCGGUGACGCGCCUCGGCGGCACGCUGUACGUGAGCGAGGUGGAGACCGAGGCCGCCCGCCGGGACCGCGAGGCCUCCUCGGCGAGGCAUCAGGAGAUGAUGUACUGGGGCUACAAGUUCGAGCAGUACACCUGUGCAGCCGAGCCCAGGGGCCGUCCAGACGCGGGGGGCGUGGUCAACACCAACGAGGCGUUCUGCACGGUGGUGCGCACGCGGCUGGCUGCUCACUCGCUGCUCUUUUCCGGGGAGGUGGACUGCCGGGACAGGGAUCCCGAAGCCCCGCCGGCCCCCGCUUGCUACCUGGAGCUCAAGACGUCAGCUGAGAUCUGCACCCCCAAACAGCGCAGCAACUUUCACAGGUUCAAGCUGCUGAAGUGGUGGGCACAGUCUUUCCUUCCUGGAGUCCCCCGAAUCGUCGCCGGUUUCCGUGACGAUGACGGAGUAGUGGUCUCCGUGGAGACGUUCCAGACCUCUAAAAUAUCCCAGCUCAUUAAGAAUGAACACAACUGCUGGAAACCAACCGUCUGCAUGAAUUUCUGCUCCGACUUCCUGUCCUUUGUCAAGAGUGUGGUGAGGGAGGAUAACCCUAGGGUGGUGUACCUCUUCUCCUGGGAGCCACACAGAGACGUCUCCUACUCAGUCCACAGGGACACGCAGUACUGCUUCCUGCCCGAUUGGUACGUGAGCAGAAUCACACACCCCCAGAGUGGAGAAGGAGCUGGCCCACAUCGCUCCCAAACGCUUGGCAGAGGGUAUAAUAGCCAUGAAUCUACAAAGAACCCUCAGGGGCAUUGAGGCCUGUGUGAUUUUUGCAGCUGGCCUGUGUAAUCUCGCACAUUGGUCGUUUGCUUAUCCCCUUGCGUCCCAACAGCGAAGUAGUAACCGUGGAAACUGCUGACACAAACUGCUGGUCAAGAAUCCCUUCAAAUGUAAUCAAAUUGGAAACUGAGCUCAUCUCUAGAAAUUAAAAUGUAAAAAUUGCCUCUUUUUUAAUUUUUUGUAAAUCAUUCAAGAAAUAAAUGGUUGGUUGCUUUCUGUCA